AUGGAACUGUUCACAGUCACACAGCCAGCCACACAGCUACCCACACAGACAGUCACACAGCCAGCCACACAGCUACCCACACAGGCAGUCACACAACCAGCCACACAGCUACCCACACAGGAAGUCACACAGCCAGCCACCCAGCUACCCACACAGACAGUCACACAGCCAGCCACACAGCUACCCACACAGACAGUCACACAGCCAGCCACACAGCUACCCACACAGACAGUCACACAGCCAGCCACACAGCUACCCACACAGACAGUCACACAGCCAGCCACACAGCUACCCACACAGGCAGUCACACAGCCAGCCACACAGCUACCCACACAGGCAGUCACACAGCCAGCCACACAGCUACCCACACAGACAGUCACACAGCCAGCCACACAGCUACCCACACAGACAGUCACACAGCCAGCCACACAGCUACCCACACAGACAGUCACAGAGCCAGCCACACAGCUACCCACACAGACAGUCACACAGCCAGCCACACAGCUACCCACACAGGAAGUCACACAGCCAGCCACACAGCUACCCACACAGACAGUCACACAGCCAGCCACACAGCUACCCACACAGACAGUCACACAGCCAGCCACACAGCUACCCACACAGACAGUCACACAGCCAUUCACACAGCUACCCACACAGGCAGUCACACAGCCAGCCACACAGCUACCCACACAGACAGUCACACAGCCAGCCACACAGCUACCCACACAGACAGUCACAGAGCCAGCUACCCAACUACCCACACAGGAAUUCACACAGCCAGCCACACAGCUACCCACACAGACAGUCACACAGCCAGCCACCCAGCUACCCACACAGACAGUCACACAGCCAGCCACACAGCUACCCACACAGACAGUCACACAGCCAGCCACACAGCUACCCACACAGACAGUCACACAGCCAGCCACACAGCUACCCACACAGACAGUCACACAGCCAUGCAUAGUGUCUUUCUGCGUUAUAUUUUCUCUGGACCACCUUAUUAAACUGGAGAAGCCGCAGAAGCCAAAGGCUUUUUGUAAGGAUGUUUUCGUGAUUCUGGUGAUAAUUUGUCAAGAAUACAGCAAGAUCAACAGAAUUUGCACUUCCUCACCUGUCCUGCACUACUCCACACCUCCCGCAUCCUCCCCCCCGCACACCUGGCAGGCUCGACACACCUACACCUCCGGCACUUCACCUUCCCCUGCUCACCUGGCGCGCUAA
This is a messenger RNA of Scylla paramamosain (green mud crab), 1227 nucleotides long. Its product is annotated as KH domain-containing protein 3-like. The transcript is spliced from 5 exons. The record is from RefSeq and is a predicted model, not a curated record. Bases 1 to 1227 code for a protein of 408 amino acids. Lineage: Eukaryota; Metazoa; Arthropoda; Malacostraca; Decapoda; Portunidae.